Messenger RNA from Pistacia vera, 2396 nucleotides. RefSeq lists its product as uncharacterized. The coding region runs from base 448 to 1977 and encodes 509 amino acids. Lineage: Eukaryota; Viridiplantae; Streptophyta; Magnoliopsida; Sapindales; Anacardiaceae. The transcript has 5 exons. The record is from RefSeq and is a predicted model, not a curated record.
AAAAACAUUGCCCAAGAACAACAAAUAAAUUACCCUUCAGAGAAACACCAUAAAACAGCACACUUAAUUAACUCAACUCCCCUUUACUUCACCUUUCAUUUGAAAAUCUCUGUUCCUUCCUCUUCACGAGGUUGCACGCCUAUUUCUCUUUACUCUUAACUAGUACUAUUUCUCCAGCUCUUUCUCUCUCUCUGUCUCUUGUUCUUUAACCAAUGAAAGGCUCUCAUUCCCCUAUUAAAAUAUUAACAAGUUCCUCAUUUUUUUACUAUAUAACUUCUUCUUUGUAGUUUGAUACAACAACUCUCAUGCAGUUGUAGUUUUGUUGUUGGUCUUACUUAAAAGUGGAAUUUGAGUUUUGAAAAAACUCUGUUGAAGCCGUUACUUUCUUCAUAAAUAGGGCUUGGUGAAGCUGAAGUGUAACUGAAAGUGCUGAAACGUUUUUGUUUUAUGGAGAGAGUGGCGGUGGCAGGCGGGCCUAGGAGGGCGAAAUGGCAGUACCCGCAAGCGCAACAGACGCCGAGGAUUCUUCAGCUGCCGCGGCGGCCGAGGAAGAAGGUGGUGAAGAGUGGUGGGAAAGCGGGUGGAAGGGAGAAAAGGGGCAGACUUGAGGUGUUGUUUGAUCAGGAGAGGGAGUUUUCGAGAGGGGUUGUGAGGGAAGUUGUGGUGGUGAGUGAGGAAGAAAGGAGAGGGAGAGUAGAGGAGAGUGGUGGUGGUGGAGGAGGAAGAGGGGGAAUAACGGAGGUGGAGGAAGAGAAGUGGAGGUUUCAGGCUGAGAUGUUGAGAGCUGAGUGUAAUCUUUUGAGGAUUGAGAGAGAAGUUGCGGUUAAGAAAAUGGAGAGGAGGAGAGUUCAAGUGGAGAGGAUCCUGAGAUCUGCCAUUCAAACUCUUGUUUCUGGGAGGAGCAAGAUUUGUUCAGGAGAGGAUGUGAGCAUAGUACUGGAAAAUGAGAUAAUGCAUUUGACACAGAAGCUAGAGAAGCUGCAAAGAAGAUCGGGAGUUAAGUAUUUGGAGGGUAAGAAAUGCAGUAAUUUCGAUGAACAAGCGUCUCUGCUUCAACGACGACUGGUGAAAGUUGAAGGAAAAUCCGACGAGAUGUGUGUCAAGGAAAUUAGCGAAAUGGCAGUAGCAAGCUUGUCAAUCCAAACAAGUUGCAGAGUGGAUGAGAGCUCCAUUUCAAAUGAGAACUGCCAUGUGGAGAUUCUGAGGAGGAAAAUGGAGGGCUUGUCGAAAGGGAUUUUGUUGGAGAGAAUGGAGGAAGAAUAUGGUUCAAUGCCCUCCACAGCCACCAGUUCUGCUUCUACUUCAAAGCGAAUUGAGUUUCCUGAAAUGUCUUCGGUAUUAGUCUGGCAGCCAUAUAAGGUGAAGUCUCAAGAGGAGAAGAAGUGUUCAGGACAUUGCAAGGCAAUAGUGCGAAGGAUUGUUGAGCAAGUUCGGGCCGAGACUGAGCAAUGGUCUCAGAUGCAAGAGAUGCUGGGGCAGGUACGGGAUGAGAUCGAAGAAUUGCAGGCAUCUCGAGAUUUUUGGGAAGAUCGUGCAAUUAAUUCAGAUUAUCAGAUUCAAUCCUUAGUCUCCGCGGUGCAAGAAUGGAAACAAAAAGCACUUUCUUCAGAAGCAAAAGCAGAUGAGCUACAAGCACAAGUGGCAAUGCUUCAGAAGAAGAUUGAGAGGUUGAGGAAGGAGCAAGAUAGUGGAGCAUUAAGGGCUGAAACCUCGUCACCACUUGCCCGGGAGUCCCAGAACGAAACCGAGAAACGAGUACUAAUCUGUCGCUUGAAGGAAAAUCAUCGCGGCAUUGACAACGUCAACAAGCAGAGGGAGGCCUUGAAUGAUGGAAGAAGAAAAGCAAGGUCAUCGAGCAAUGCACUUGUUUCUCCAAAGCGAUCGCCCUUGCAAGAUAUCGGUAAUCAGUCACUGUUGACAAGGCAGAAUAGCAGAGCGAUUUUCCCUUUGCAUUCUAAUGCAGAGAGCAGGUUUUGAGAGCUGCUGCAAAGGUCUAUUCUUCCUUCAUCAUUAUGUUAACUAAAUGUGAAGCUUCUUGGCUGAAGAACUGGCUUGAAGUUUCACUAACAGAAAUCAUCAUCAUGGUGGCUUUAAAAAUUUCUAUAGUUUUGGGAGCAAGCAAGCAUCCCAAAAAAUCUGAGGACCCGGUAGCGGGACGGGGACAAGAACAGGUGUUGGAUGAGUAUACCAUGUCAUCAAGUUUAGACGGGGCAUCUGUUCAAUAGAGUAUUUUCGUGUUUAUAAUAAUUUUUGAAAACCAUUGGGUAUGACGAAUGGUAUGAAUGGAAUGAAGGCGAUCGAGGCUCAGAGAGGGUUUUGGAAACGGAUUAAUUGUUUCUUAAAUAAAACGCACAUUUGAUAUAGUUUUGUUGAAUUAAUAUGAUGUAGUAUGUUUA